GCAGCGGCAGAGGAAGAAGAAGGAGGAGAGAUCUCCGACUUGGCUGAGGCAGGAGAAGCAAAUUGAUCUUCACGUAUUCAGUGAGUCUCGAUCUGAGCUGCUGGUGAAUGAGUUGGAGCUUCACGAGGAGGACGUGGAGCGUGCGGACGACGAGGUGGAGGAGGAGGAGGAGGAGCAGGAGGAGGUGGAGCAUGAGGAGGAGGAGGAGGAGCAUGAUGAGGAGGAGGAGGAGGAGGAGGAGGUCACCUUCGCCAGUAACCUCAACGUGGGAAGAGUGGAAACUCUGAAACCGGACGAAAACGAGUUCUGGGUGAGGAUGAUCUCCAAGUAUCUGAAACCUCUUGAGGAGAAUCCUGAACACAAAGAGAAGAUCAAGAGAGACCUCUACAACAUGAGGAACAAGGUGACCUUCAUCUACUUCAUGAUCAAUGCCGUGUGGUUGGUGGCAACCAUCGCCCUCCAGCUCGUGGGCACUCAACUCUUCAUCAGCUUCCCGAAGCUCGGAGGCUCUGCAUCGGAAGUCGUCAGACUCUCCGUCCCUCCACUCUCCUUCAUGUUCCUCGUCACCUUCGCCACGAUGCUGCUCAUUCAGUUCAUCGCCAUGAUCUACCACAGGAUCUACACGCUACUCCACAUGAUGUCGUACGUGAGUCCCGUCAAGGCUCCGGAGGAGCCAGCGGACGAGUUCCAAACGUCGGACAACGAAGCCUUCGAAGGAGGCCGCGGAAUUGGUGAUGGUGAUGGUGGUGGUGAUGGUGGUGUUGGUGGUGGUGGAGUUGGUGGUGGUGGAGCUAAAGGACGAAUCGGAGUGGGUGGAUCACCAACGGAUUUCUCUGACUCGGAUUCCGAAGUUCACCUAGAAUUCUCAGAGUGCCGGGAGGAGAGAUACGGAGUAGACGCCUCACUGUGGUGAUGGUGGUGGUGGUGAUGGUGGUGGUGGUGGUGAUGGU
Molecule: messenger RNA, 950 nt
Organism: Petromyzon marinus (sea lamprey)
Lineage: Eukaryota; Metazoa; Chordata; Hyperoartia; Petromyzontiformes; Petromyzontidae
Source: RefSeq, a predicted model, not a curated record